AUGUCUAUGGAGAGUGGAAUCGAUGGCUGGCUUCGAUAUGCUGCUUUACCAGCCGAAAUCAAAGCGACACAUCGUCAAUAUUCUAGGAUUGUUGUCUUGAACAAAUCUGAGACAAGCCCCGUCUAUACAGCUGGAAAGGAGCUACAACAAGGGCUAAAGAGAAUUCUUAGCCAAGAGGUGAAUCUCAGUUUUGACUUCGGCGAUGAUCUCUCGGGCGUCAUUGUUAUCGGUACCACCGAAGCAUUCGCAGCUGGUGGUGAUGAAGUCCCAACGCUCAAAGAAGGUGGAUUCUGGCUCAACACACAAUCUAACAGCGACUGUGUUCACAUUAUUGGUCAGAAUGAGCGCGGUGCUCUUUACGGUUCCUUCGAGUACCUGAUGCUCCUUGCGCAAGGCAAUUUUGCACCCGUCGCGUCGGCUUACAACCCCAGCGCACCAAUUCGAUGGGUCAACCAAUGGGACAACCUGGAUGGAAGUAUCGAGCGAGGAUAUGCCGGCCCGUCAAUUUUCUUCCGCGAUGGUGAGGUUGUCGAGGAUAUGACGCGCAUCGGUCAAUUUGCUCGCCUCCUUUCCUCUAUUCGCCUGAACGCAGUGGUGGUCAAUAACGUCAACGCCAACCCCAGGCUUUUUAACGAAACAAACUUGAACGGGCUUCGUCGCAUUGCAGAUACUAUGCGCCCUUGGGGGGUACGGAUUGGAAUCUCUCUUUACUUCGACUCGCCUCGGGAGUUUGGUGGUCUUCCUACAUCUGAUCCGCUCGACCCUGCUGUCAAUGACUGGUGGAAGGAUAUCACUGCCAAGGUUUAUGAAAAGGUCCCCGAUCUUAUUGGAUAUACCAUCAAAGCAAACUCAGAGGGUCAACCAGGCCCGCUCACUUAUAAUCGCACUUUGGCUGAUGGAGCGAAUAUGUUUGCGAGAGCAUUGAAGCCCUACGAUGAUGCCGUCGUUAUGUACCGUGCAUUUGUCUACAAUCACCACUUGGACGAGUCAGUGUGGAAAAAUGACCGAGCGAAUGCCGCAGUGGACUAUUUCAGCCACCUGGACGAGGAAUUUGAGGACAACGUGAUCGUACAGAUUAAAUGGGGUCCAAUUGAUUUCCAGGUCCGGGAACCACCAUCUCCCUUACUGGCGAACCUGCGGAGAACCAAAGCCGUGAUCGAAUUCCAAGUGGCCCAGGAGUAUCUCGGACAACAGUCCCAUUUCGUCUACAUGGCACCACUCUGGAAAGAGAUUCUCGACUUUGACAUGCGAAUCGACGGGAAACCAUCCCUAAUUCGGGAUAUCGUCUCUGGCGAGCGUCUCGGCUGGAGUCGCAGCGGAUAUACCACAGUCCUCAACAUCGGCAGUGACGACACAUGGAUCGGUCACCACCUCUCCCUGUCUAACCUUUAUGCUUACGGGCGAAUGACUUGGAACCCAUGCUUGGACCCAAAAUCCAUUAUCCAAGACUGGACGCGUCUUACCUUCAGCUUAGAUCAAGCUGUUGUCGACACAGUCACCAAAAUCUCUAUGGAGUCAUGGCCCUCCUAUGAGAACUAUAGUGGGAACUUGGGUAUCCAGACACUCUGCGAUAUUAUCUACACGCACUACGGCCCUAGUCCUGGAUCCCAGGAUGGAAACGGGUGGGGACAAUGGACUCGUGCGAAUGACCAUUCUAUUGGCAUGGAUCGAACGGUUGCUACCGGCUCAGGAAAUACAGCUCAGUAUCCGGCUGAAGUUGCCACUGUUUAUGAAAACAUCGACACGACUCCCGAUGAGCUGCUACUUUGGUUUCAUCAUGUUCCCUAUACACACCGGCUCAAGUCUGGAAAGACGGUUAUUCAACAUUUCUAUGAUGCACACUAUGAAGGUGCCGAGCACGCUCAGACUUUCCCGGUUGAGUGGAGAAAGUUGAAGGGUUUGAUUGAUGAUCAUCGAUUUGAAAACGUCGCGUUCAAAUUGCGUUAUCAGGCUGGUCAUGCCAUCGUGUGGCGGGAUUCGGUGAAUAAUUUUUAUUUCGCCAAAUGCAACAUUCCUGACGAGAAGAACCGCGUCGGAAAUCAUUCCUGGCGUAUUGAGGCGCAACACAUGAAGCUGUCGGGAUACAAGAUUGUUUCAGUUACUCCUGCUGAAGCCGCAUCGGGUGGAAAGGCUGUCAUCACUGAAUCGGCUCAAGUCAGCGGUAUCGCUGAGACCAAACUUGAUUUUCCUUCGGGAGUCUAUAAUAUCGCGGUGAAUUACUACGAUCACUUGGGUGGACGAUCGAAGUAUGAGAUCUUUCUGAAUAAGCAAGUGAUUGGAUCUUGGUCUGGCGAUUUGGAAGAUAAGCUCGGUCAUAAUUUCUCGGAAUAUUUGGAUGGUCAUUCGGCUACUAGGGUUACUUUCUCUGGAGUCCCAGUGAUGAAGGGCGAUAUUCUCAAGGUCGUUGGACACCCUGAUGGUAAAGAGUUUGCUCCUUUGGAUUACAUUUCUAUUUUACCGGAGGGUAUUGUUGAUUAG
Messenger RNA from Penicillium odoratum, 2478 nucleotides. RefSeq lists its product as uncharacterized. Gene Ontology annotation, cellular component: extracellular region. Lineage: Eukaryota; Fungi; Ascomycota; Eurotiomycetes; Eurotiales; Aspergillaceae. The transcript has a single exon. The coding region runs from base 1 to 2478 and encodes 825 amino acids. The record is from RefSeq and is a predicted model, not a curated record. Gene Ontology annotation, molecular function: alpha-glucuronidase activity. Gene Ontology annotation, biological process: xylan catabolic process.